Messenger RNA from Maniola jurtina (meadow brown), 1108 nucleotides. RefSeq names its product TAR DNA-binding protein 43-like (gene TBPH). Gene Ontology annotation, biological process: regulation of gene expression. NCBI's taxonomy places the organism in Eukaryota, Metazoa, Arthropoda, Insecta, Lepidoptera, Nymphalidae. Gene Ontology annotation, cellular component: nucleoplasm. The coding region runs from base 168 to 1022 and encodes 284 amino acids. The record is from RefSeq and is a predicted model, not a curated record. The transcript has a single exon. Gene Ontology annotation, molecular function: RNA binding.
ACACGCAACGUCACGUCAUACGUCAACGUCAUGCGAUGCAAAUACUAGUCCUACUAAUCGGGUGUAAUAAUUUAAUUUUAGAAAAAAACGCAAAAAGUAAAAUUCGGAGCUCGUAGUGGUCGCGCAGGAUGCGAUAAUGUAAACAAGAUGUGCGCCCCCGCGUGAAGAUGUCCAUCGAGUACGUGGUGGUGAGCGCGGGCGAGGACGACGAGCCCAUCGAGCUGCCGGCCGAGGAGGACGGCUCGCUGCUGCUGAGCACGGUGGCCGCGCAGUUCGCGGGCGCGUGCGGGCUCAAGUUCCGCGCGGGCGGGCGCCUGCGCGGCCUGCGCCUGGCCGACGAGCGCGUGCUGCCUCCGGCCGAGGGCUGGGCGGCGCACCGCUACUUCUGCGCGUUCCCGCGCGCCGCGCCGCCCGCGCCGCGCCCGCGCUGCUCCGACCUCAUCGUGCUGGGCCUGCCGUGGAAGACGGGCGAGGACGCCGUGCGCGCCUACUUCGCGGCCUUCGGCGAGCUGCUCAUGGUGCAGGUGAAGCGCGACGCCAAGACCGGGCUGUCGAAGGGCUUCGGCUUCGUGAAGUUCGCGGAGUACGCGGCGCAGCUGCGCGCGCUGGGCCGGCGCCACCUGAUCGACGGGCGCUGGUGCGACGUGCGCAUCCCCAACAGCAAGGACGGCGGCGCGGCGGCCGACCGCAAGGUGUUCGUGGGCCGCUGCACCGAGGCGCUGUCGGCCGACGACCUGCGCGACUACUUCGGCGCCUUCGGACAGGUGACGGACGUGUUCGUGCCCAAGCCCUUUCGCGCCUUCAGCUUCGUAACGUUCCUGGACCCCGAGGUGGCGCAGUCGCUGUGCGGCCAGGACCACAUCAUCAAGGGCGUGUCCGUCAACGUGUCCACGGCGUCGCCCAAGCGCGAGCGGCGCCCGCUGCUGGGCUGGGGCGUGCUGGAGGCGCCGCGCGUGUACAGCUGGCCGCCCGACGCCUGGCCGCAGGCGCCCGACGCCAAGCCCUACCUCAAGUACGAAUGAGCGGUGCCCUCCUCGUUGAUCACUCACAGAUUUUAUAUGAAACUAAACCUGUACAUAAUUAUAUAAUAUAGAUUGAUAAAGUUGUU